Molecule: messenger RNA, 1918 nt
Organism: Haliaeetus leucocephalus (bald eagle)
Lineage: Eukaryota; Metazoa; Chordata; Aves; Accipitriformes; Accipitridae
Gene: RNGTT
Product: RNA guanylyltransferase and 5'-phosphatase
Exons: 15
Coding region: 18-1733 (571 amino acids)
Biological process (GO): protein dephosphorylation; 7-methylguanosine mRNA capping
Molecular function (GO): mRNA guanylyltransferase activity; mRNA 5'-triphosphate monophosphatase activity; protein tyrosine/serine/threonine phosphatase activity
Source: RefSeq, a predicted model, not a curated record
UUUUACCUUUGAAGACAAUGUUAGGACCAAGAUAUGAUGAACAGGUUGCUGAAGAAAAUCGUUUUCACCCGAGUAUGUUAUCCAACUACUUAAAGAGUCUGAAGGUUAAAAUGGGUUUACUGGUAGACUUGACCAACACCACUAGAUUCUAUGACAGGAAUGAUAUAGAGAAAGAGGGGAUUAAAUAUAUAAAGCUCCAGUGUAAAGGGCAUGGUGAGUGCCCUACACCUGAGAAUACAGAAACAUUUAUCCGUGUAUGUGAACACUUCAGUGAUAAGAACCCCUCAGAGCUUAUAGGUGUCCAUUGCACACAUGGUUUCAAUAGAACUGGAUUUCUGAUCUGUGCCUUUUUGGUCGAGAAAUUGGACUGGAGUAUUGAGGCUGCUGUGGCUACUUUUGCUCAGGCUAGACCACCAGGUAUUUAUAAAGGUGACUAUCUGAAGGAAUUAUUUCGUCGUUACGGAGAUGAAGAUGAUGCACCGUCACCACCUGAGCUACCAGAAUGGUGCUUUGAUGAUGAUGAAGAGGAGGAUGAUGAUAAUGGUAAAACAGGAGGCCAAGAAUCAGAACCUGGAUCAUCAAGCUCUUCCUUUGGCAAGAGAAGAAAAGAACGCCUAAAACUGGGUGCAAUUUUCUUGGAAGGAAUAACAGUUAAAUGUGUGACCCAGGUGACAACACAACCAAAGUUAGGAGGAAUACAGCAAAAAUGUCAGCAGUUCUGUGGAUGGGAAGGGUCUGGAUUCCCUGGAGCACAGCCUGUUUCUAUGGACAAGCAAAAUAUUAAAUUUUUGGAGCAGAAGCCAUACAAAGUUAGCUGGAAAGCAGACGGCACUCGGUACAUGAUGCUGAUUGAUGGCAAGAAUGAAGUUUAUAUGAUUGAUAGAGAUAAUUCAGUUUUUCAUGUAUCUAAUCUGGAAUUUCCUUUUCGUAAAGAUCUUCGCACACAUCUAACAAACACUCUUCUGGAUGGGGAAAUGAUCAUCGACAAGGUUAAUGGACAAGUUGUCCCUCGAUACUUGAUAUAUGAUAUUAUUAAGUUUAAUGGACAGCCUGUUGGAGACUGUGAUUUUAAUGUUCGACUUGCAUGUAUAGAGAAAGAGAUUAUAUAUCCACGACAUGAAAAGAUGAAAAAUGGUCUUAUCGACAAAACACAGGAACCAUUCAGUGUUCGAAACAAACCGUUUUUCGAUAUCUACACUUCAAGAAAGCUCCUGGAAGGAAGCUUUGCCAGAGAAGUUAGCCAUGAAGUGGAUGGACUGAUAUUUCAGCCUACAGGAAAAUACAAGCCUGGUCGAUGUGAUGAUAUUUUGAAAUGGAAGCCACCCAGCCUGAACUCUGUUGAUUUUCGUCUAAAGAUAACAAGAAUUGGUGGAGAGGGGCUACUCACCCAGAAUGUUGGUCUUCUUUAUGUUGGAAACUUUGACAGACCUUUUGCACAAAUUAAGGUGACAAAAGAACUGAAACAGUACGACAAUAAAAUCAUAGAGUGCAAGUUUGAGAACAACAGCUGGGUCUUCAUGAGACAGAGAAUAGACAAAAGCUUUCCAAAUGCCUACAGCACUGCCAUGGCUGUAUGCAACAGCAUCCAGAAUCCAGUCACGAAGGAGAUGCUGUUUGAGUUCAUUGACAGAUGUACAGCAGCUUCUCAAGGACAGACGCGGAAACACCACCUCGAUCCUGACACUGAACUCAUGCCGCCUCCACCGCCCAAAAGGCCCCGUACCAUAACAUAAGGCCUUGGUCUCAGCGGAUAGCGUGUUUACAGUUCUGCAGAAAGUGAAACGCAAGUGUAAAGGCUGGAAAAAAAGAAAUCUGAAUUGCUGUAAAUACUUGGGAGUGGUUUUUUGAGUUUGUUUGGGGUUUGUGGGUUUUUUUUCAAAUUCCACGUACAAAUGGACAUUGUUUUGUAACUGAUAAA